Molecule: messenger RNA, 1863 nt
Organism: Owenia fusiformis
Lineage: Eukaryota; Metazoa; Annelida; Polychaeta; Sabellida; Oweniidae
Source: the annotation of a GenBank genome assembly
AUGAUCUUUUAUAAGAUAGAAAUCAAUAUAAGAGACCCAGAUGGCCAUUUUGCUGGCAGAAUGGCCCCAAGAACAUUCACCCCUAUGGAGGAUGUUUUCUUGAAAAACGACUACGGAGCUAUAAAGGAGUAUAUAACUCAGCUCAAUGACUAUGAACAAGUCUGUGGUGUGUAUAUAAAUCUCCCUGGACAACACAAGAACAAUGAAACUCUCGUUCCACACUGGCUGGCAUUUCAAGGCUAUACAGAUCUCGUAAGAAAACUGUUUGAUACCUUCCAAGAGCAUAAAAUCAAAGAUCUCCAGGACAAACGAGGAUGUGUACCUCUUCAUUAUGCUAUUUGGAAUGGAGACCACCAAACUAUUAACUACCUCAUAGCCACCGGAGGUAUUCACUGCUAUGACAAUGAAGGACUCGGAGUACUCCAUUACUGUUGUUUCCGUAAAAACAAUCGUACCCAAACCGCCAACAAUUUACUGAAGUACGACAAUUCAAUUUUGAAGCACAGUGACAAUAAUGGCUCAAGCGCCCUUCAUAAUGCUGUAAUUGAAGGAAAAAUAGAUCUAGUUCAAUUUUUUAUUACAGUCUGGGGAGCAGACAUAAACCUAACAAAUUCACAGCUGGACACACCAUUACAUCUAGCUGCCUACUGGCAACAUCAUAACAUUGUACAGUAUUUACUUGAUCUCAAAGCCAUAACUGAUAUGAAGAACAAUGAUGAAAAGACUAUUUUACAUAUGCAUCUAUCCGUCCAUGAAGACACAUGUCAAGAAAGCACUGACUGCCUUCAACUUUUACUAGAGAAUAAUCCGUCCAAUAUUCUUACAAAAGACAACAACUGUGAUACUUCCAUCCAUCUGGCAAGUCAGGAUGGCAAUUCCAAUGCUUUGAAAAUUAUGCUACAAAAUCCUGAGAUUAAAGAGGCCGAUUUAAAUAUUGAAAACAGGGACCCUUAUACCCCUUUACAGCUAGCAGUAAAAAGUCAAAGCUUUGAGACUGUUCAAUGUUUGCUGGGACAUCCAGGGGUCGAUAUCAAUUACAAGAAUAGCCAGUAUCAGGAAACGGCACUUCAUUAUGCAAGUCGUGAAAAUAACACAGAAAUUACUAAAGCUCUGAUUGAUGCUGGAGCAGAUAUAAAUGUACAGGCAUUUGGACGAACGCCUCUACAUGCCGCAACUCUACUUCAUAAGAAAGACAUGGUUGCGUUACUGUUAGAGAAUGAAGCUGAUCCAAUGGUUGAAGACUGGAAUGGAUUAGCUGCUGAGGAAUUAGCCACACCUAGAGUUAAGCCCAUCUUCAGAAAGACUAGUUUGACUCCUUCUAGUGCCUCCAGUCAAAGAUCAUCUUCAUCAUCAACACAAAAUUUUACGAGAUAUAGUUGUGAUGGAUACAUUGAUGAACGAACUAUAAAAGAAAUACUAGAGGAUAUCCAACAACGAUUAACUGUUGUUGAAACAAAGGAUUCAGAUGUCCAGAUACCAGAUGAUAUACUUGCUGUCAUGUUGGACAUCAAAGAAAGACAGAAAGUGGUACGUGAGCAGUUAAAAGAAACCACAAGAAUUAAACCAGGAAGCGCAAGAUUAGACAUACAUGAAGCAGUGAAUAAGCUCACUGAUAGGGUGGCUCAACUGGAGGCAAUCAUCAAACAUCCCAUAGUUGGAUUGGGAUGGACCCCUUUGCAAACAGGUCCAUUGCGUGAUGACAACAUAAAGAAAAUUGCUGGACAAAUGGGACGAAAUUGGAAGAGAGUAGCACGCAACUUAAACGUUCAGAAUCCAGAACUAGACCAGAUUGAGGCUUCAUAUCCUUACAACAAUCCAAGGCAAAUAUUUGUGGCAUUCUGUAUUCACUGGGGGGUAUCGUGA